Messenger RNA from Babesia microti strain RI, 684 nucleotides. RefSeq lists its product as hypothetical. The transcript has a single exon. Lineage: Eukaryota; Apicomplexa; Aconoidasida; Piroplasmida; Babesiidae. The record is from RefSeq and is a predicted model, not a curated record. Bases 1 to 684 code for a protein of 227 amino acids.
AUGACAGAUUGUGAAUUAAACAUUGCUACAAUUAUAGGUCCAUAUUCGGAAUCUGUGCUAGGGGAGAUAAAAACCAACAUAACUCAUGAAAAUGAUGAUUUUGGGAUAUAUUUUGCAAUAUCAAAUAAGUACUACUAUGCCAAAAUUCACUUUUACAUAGUUAAUUCAUAUAGUAUGUCUGAUAUACCAUCUAACGCUCAGGCAAUAAUUAUCACUUCCAAAGAAGAUGAUGCUAAAAAGAUAAUUUCAAAUUUUAAGUCAAUUUCCAACCCUAUGAAAUUCCUGUGGAUUAUUGAUCCUCCUACCAAUUCCGAAGCUGUCGACGAGCUAGAGGAUCUAUGCUUCGAGUGUGGAUUUGAGCUAAUAUUGUCCAAAAAAAACUCCACACAUAACACUCAGGACAAACGUUUAGAUUGUGCUAAUAUUACAAAUAACAAAAUUAACACUUUUCAAGUGCCUCUACUGUUUAAUGGCACUAUUGACAACCCAUCUCUCAAGCUUUUUAGAUCAUUAGAAUGUCACAAAUGGACCAACUCCAUUAAACAGGCUAAGGAUGAUAUAUCUCUUGAUCGUGCCAUAGAGGUCGUCAAAGAAGCUAGGGAAUGGAACUUAAAGUCUAAUGAUAUCAGUGAAAGGGUAGCAAGGGCAACCAGUGCCAUUAUGGAGAUUAAAUCACUACUAUAA